Messenger RNA from Aureobasidium musti, 1038 nucleotides. NCBI's taxonomy places the organism in Eukaryota, Fungi, Ascomycota, Dothideomycetes, Dothideales, Saccotheciaceae. The record is from the annotation of a GenBank genome assembly.
AUGACUAUCGGAAUUGCAGUCAUUGGUAGCGGCAUCUUUGUCCAAGAAGCUCAUCUCCCUGGCAUCAAAGCCAACGGCGACCUCUUCUCCCUCAAGGCCAUCUACUCCCGCAGCCUAUCCUCAGCUCAAAACCUGUCCAAAGAAGUCGAAUCCACUACCCCCGAUCUCUACGCCGAAGAUGCCGGCUCAGACAAGUCCUAUGCCAAACUCCUCGAACGCUCAGACAUUGAGGCUGUAGUCAUUGCCCUGCCUAUUCUUGCUCAACCCGACUUCAUCAAGAAGGCUUUGUCUGCUGGCAAGCAUGUGCUUUCUGAGAAGCCUGUCGCUAAGGAUUUGGCAACUGCUCACGAGCUGAUUGAUUGGUACCAUAAGAACAUUGAUACCAAGAAGACCAUCUGGGCUGUUGCUGAGAACUUCCGCUAUCUUGGUCGCUUCCAGUAUGGUGCUGAGCAAGUCAAAGAGCUGGGAGACAUCUUGGGUUUCCGCCUUCGUAUGCACGCUUCAGUUGGUCCUGGAGCCAAGUACUACGAGACUGAGUGGCGCAAGAAGCCAGAGUACCAAGGAGGCUUCCUCCUCGACGGAGGCGUCCAUUUCAUCGCCGCCAUGCGCCAGCUCCUAGGUCAAGAAGCCAAAAUGUCUCAAGUCGCUGCCUUUACAGCUCAACUGCAACCCCAUCUACCUCCCAUCGAUACCAUCAACGCCACCGUCAAGCUCGCAAACGGCCGUUCUGGCACUUUCAGCGUUAGUUUCGGCACCACCUUUUCCGGCGCCGAAUACGUAGUGGCCUGUCAGAACGGUACCGUCGAUGUUGGCUUCGACAAGACUAUUGUCAAGAAAGGUGAUAAGGAGUCUUCGAAAGAUUUCUCUGAAGACAAGAAUGGUGUUAGGCAAGAGCUCAAGGCUUGGGGUGAAAGUAUCCAGCAAGGCAAGGCCGAUCCUCUGCAGUCUCCUGAGGAAGCUUUGGCGGAUUUGGAAGUGUCCAUGAUCAAGAGCGGUGAAGCUGAUGGCAAGGCUAUUGAACUCAAGCUCCAAGUGUAA